Messenger RNA from Rhinocladiella mackenziei CBS 650.93, 1326 nucleotides. Its product is annotated as histidinol-phosphate transaminase. The coding region runs from base 1 to 1326 and encodes 441 amino acids. Gene Ontology annotation, biological process: L-histidine biosynthetic process. Gene Ontology annotation, molecular function: pyridoxal phosphate binding; L-histidinol-phosphate:2-oxoglutarate transaminase activity. The transcript is spliced from 2 exons. The record is from RefSeq and is a predicted model, not a curated record. NCBI's taxonomy places the organism in Eukaryota, Fungi, Ascomycota, Eurotiomycetes, Chaetothyriales, Herpotrichiellaceae.
AUGGCUAGAAAAACUUCAGCCUUCGACCUCGCCAAAUGCACCCGGCCGAAUAUACUGAAGUUGCGUCCCUACAGAUGUGCUCGAGACGACUACAAAGACGACGGCAAGAAUAUCCUCCUUGACGCAAACGAGAAUGCCUACGGCCCCGGAUUGGUUCUUCCUCCGAAUGGAAUUCACGGGAAUGAGUCCGUUACCCAAACCCAGGUCGACUUUCUCGGGUUGAACAGAUACCCAGACCCUCACCAGAUCGCAUUGAAAGAACGAUUUUGUCGAUUGAGAAACACACACACACAUUCAGACAAGGAUCUGCGGCCGGAAAACUUAUUUUGCGGUGUAGGCUCCGAUGAAGUCAUUGAUGCCCUCCUGCGAUGUUUCUGCGCACCUGCCAAAGAGAAGAUUUUAACCUGUCCUCCCACAUAUGGGAUGUACGCUGUCAGUGCGGAUGUGAAUGACAUUGAAAUUGUCCAUGUCCCACUCAACCCCGAUGACGGCUUCUCGCUGCAACCUCAAGAGAUCUUGAACAAACUCUCCUCAGACGCGUCGAUAAAAAUGGUGUAUAUCUGUUCACCAGGAAAUCCUACCGCGAGUCUGAUUCGCAAGGACGAUAUCCAGCAAAUCCUUGAACAUCCGACAUGGAAUGGCAUAGUCGUGGUAGAUGAGGCAUAUAUUGAUUUCUCCCAGGAAGGAUCGAGUCUUGCCGAAUGGGUCCUCGAAUGGCCGAACCUGGUCGUCAUGCAAACGCUGAGUAAGGCAUUUGGUCUGGCGGGCAUACGGCUGGGGGUCGCUUUUAGCAGCCCUGAGAUCGCGGCUCUGCUCAACAAUAUGAAAGCACCAUACAAUAUCUCCAGUCCUACCAGUGUCAUUGCCACAGCAGCAUUACAGGACGAAAAUCUCGCGGUUAUGCGACAAAACAAAGCAAAGAUCCUGCAGCAACGGGACAGGCUUCUUCGAGAACUUCCACGAGUACCGGGAGUUGGACGGUUCCGUGGAGGAACAGAUUCGAAUUUCUUACUCGUUGAAAUUCUGGACAACCCACGGGAGAAAGGUGGACGACCUGAUAACACCACAGCCCUCACGGUAUACGAGACGAUGGCGGGGCAGCGGGGAGUCGUCGUGAGAUUUCGAGGUAAGGAAUACGGUUGCCGGGGCUGUCUCCGGAUUACGGUAGGUACCGAGAGCGAGGUGGAUCGAUUUCUGGGUGAACUCAAGUCAGUGCUACAGCAGAUUUUUUCACAAGGUUCACAAGUCAAUGGAGUCAAGGAAACGGGAGAGGUUGGUCACGGGGAGGAGCAGCGCGAGGCAAGAGCCAACCGCGUGAUAUCAUAA